Molecule: messenger RNA, 1332 nt
Organism: Engraulis encrasicolus (European anchovy)
Lineage: Eukaryota; Metazoa; Chordata; Actinopteri; Clupeiformes; Engraulidae
Product: arginine and glutamate-rich protein 1-B-like
Exons: 5
Coding region: 243-1130 (295 amino acids)
Cellular component (GO): mitochondrion; nucleoplasm
Molecular function (GO): cadherin binding
Source: RefSeq, a predicted model, not a curated record
AUCCCGAAACGCAAGGAAUUCUGGGAAAACAGUUGUAUCCGCCAUCUUGCCUUGAUCUAGCUAGCACAACUGUUAGGUCGCAAGGCUUUUUCGGCAAAAUAAACGCAUUCUGAGAGGAAAUUUAGAACUUUGUGACUAUAGAGCAAAGUUUGUGGUGCAAGAAGCAAUAAUAUUAGCCCGAGGGCGUUUUGUUCUGAACUGUUUUGGAGUCAACGGUGAGUUGAGCUUGUCCACCGGCGGCCAUGGGGCGAUCAAGAAGCCGCAGUUCGUCCCGCUCUAAACACUCGAAAAGCAGCAAACACAGUAAACGGCGAACUAGUCGCUCCAGGUCGAGGUCCCGAGAUCCCGAGCGCAGUAAGAAACGGUCCCGGUCCCGGGAGUCCAAGAGGAGCCGGCGGAGGGAGUCUCGCUCCAGGUCUCGUUCCACAACAGCCUCGACCCGCAGGGAGCGCGCUGCUUCGCCCCCCGAGAGGAUAGACAUCUUCGGCAGGACACUCAGCAAGAGAAGUGCCAUCGAUGAGAAACAGCGCAAAGAAGAAGAGGAGAAGAAAGCCGAGAUGGAAAGACAGAGGAAGAUUCAGCAGCAGGAGAUUGAGGAGCAGGUGGUCGAGGAGCCGACAGCCAGUCGUGUUGAGCUGGUUGCUAAUGCUAACAUUCGUCAGCAGGAAAUCGAGGAGCGCGUGAUCGAGGAGCGGACGGCACGUCGCGUGGAGGAGCUGGUUGCUAGACGCGUGGAGGAGGAGCUAGAGAAGAGGCGGGAGGAGAUAGAACAGGAAGUGAUGCGUCGGGUGGAGGAAGCCAAGGCCCUCAUGGAGCAGCAGCUGCUGCAGGAACUGCACAGGCAGAGACAAGCAGAGAUAUCCGCACAGAGACAACGAGAGGAGGAAGAGAAGGCCAAAAGAGCGGAACUGGAGAAAAUUCUAGAAGAGAACAAUCGCAAGAUGGCCGAAGCUCAAGCCAAACUGGCUGAGGAGCAGCUGCGCAUCGUGGAGGAGCAGUCUAAGAUCCAUGCGGAGCGCGUCAAGCUGGAGCAGGAGCGGCAGAAGCAGCAGAAGGAGGAGCAGAAGAUGAUUCUGGGGAAGGGCAAGAGUCGACCCAAACUCUCCUUCUCCCUCAAGGCCACCGAAUGAGGAGCGCCUGCGCCUCCUCUCCUCUCCUCUCCUCUCCUCUCGACUCCUCCUCUUCUCUUCUCUCCUCAUCGCUCCUCUGCAAGAGUCGACCCAAACUCUCCUUCUCCCUCAAGGCCACCGAAUGAGGAGCGCCUGCACCUGCGCCUCCUCUCCUCUCCUCUCGACUCCUCCUCUUCUCUCCACGUCGCUCCACAUCGCUCCU